Messenger RNA from Lepisosteus oculatus (spotted gar), 2448 nucleotides. RefSeq names its product BEN domain-containing protein 6. Gene Ontology annotation, cellular component: nucleus. The record is from RefSeq and is a predicted model, not a curated record. Gene Ontology annotation, biological process: negative regulation of Notch signaling pathway; positive regulation of neuron differentiation. Gene Ontology annotation, molecular function: DNA binding; transcription corepressor activity. NCBI's taxonomy places the organism in Eukaryota, Metazoa, Chordata, Actinopteri, Semionotiformes, Lepisosteidae.
CUAAUUAUACCCCAAGUUAUCCGGCCCCGGCCUUGAGCACUGAUAAGCCCCGUGAAUUAACGCAGUUUGGAAACAUUAGUUAGCAGGACUAACUGCGGGGGCUCUGCGCCUUUAAGAGGCGGCCCGAGGUCAUGUGACCGGCGCGGCGGCUGCAGGAGCGAGACUCGGAGCACAAAGGGGAGAGGUUCUCUGCCGGGCGACUGCUGGCCCAACGGGACUGAGUGGGCGGGCAUGGUAAUGCAGACUCGUCCGUCUCUGUUUAUCCGUUGUCAGAUUGCUCAGAUGCAGGACGAAGGGACGAGGGUCCCGUCCGGUAGCCCCGCCGAGCCCGGACCAGCUGUUGGGCAGAGGAGGACUUUCGCGACCGCUUACUCGGACUCGGAUAGCGAAAGCGAGCAGGAGCCGACGAGGAAGAAGCUGGCCCCUGACCUGGCGGCUCCGGCCCCUUCCUCCAUCAACAUCCUCGCCCAGCUGGAGCUGUCCCUGCAGCGGGAGCAGGCAGAGCACACGGACCCCCAGGUGGCAGGUGCGGAGCGGGGCGACAGUGACUGGGGGGAGGACGAGGCUCUGCAGCAGCGCUCCAAGGAGGACCUCAUCGCCGAGAUCAAGGCUCUGCGCGCCCAGCUGGCCCAGUCGGCCUGCGAGACCCGCCGCCUGCGGCAGUGCCUGACCGUGUUCCGAGUUCUCCCGAAAGCAGUGAGGAACUUCACUCGCCUCGUUGACAGGGCAGAGUCCCUCCUGCAGGCCCCAGGGCCAGGGGGAUUGGAUCAGCCCUCUGGGGACCCCAGCACCCUGGGAGACGCCCCGAUGUACCCCAGCCCCAGUUCCCUGUCCAGUGCCAGCGCUAGUUCCUCCAGCUCCCCUCUCAGCACUCCGGGCAGCCCCUCCGCGCACAACAGGAAAUGGGAAAACCCUUCCGACUGGAACCCUGCGCAGCUCGCUCCGUUCUCCCAGAUCAAGAUAGAAAAGUGGCAGAUCGAGCGCUUCAACAAGUCAACCCCUCAGAAGUUUGUGAAUGACCUGAUGCAGUCUCUCUAUACCACGGAGUUCAUGGCCACGCACAGCGUGACCGGCGCCCGCUCCUCCUCCUCCAAGUACCGCGAGACCAAGCCGGCCAUGGACCGCGCGGAGGUGCAGGCCAUACUGGACGUCACAAAGCACUUCUUCCCAGACAUGACGGAUACUCUGAUCAGGAGAAUGAUGGGACAGAAACUGAACAACUGCACCAAGAAGUUUGCAGCAAGUAAAGUCAAGACGGAACUCUACCCUUUAAUUAAUUACCCAGUUAGCCAGAUAAUUAAAUAGUUAAUGGUUUAAUUAGACGGUUUUGUCUCCAAGUGUGUGCUGGCAGGAAGUGACGCACAGAAACUUUGGAACUUAGAUGUUAUGUCUUUUUCCUCAGUUAGAAUAUGUUGUUUCUGAGAGCAGGCGACUAAACCAUGGCGCAACACUUCAGUUGUGUUGUAGGUCCCCCGGUCUGUAAAGCAGCCUGUUACUAGCCCUGUCCUGCAGGAUCCCCACCUGUACUGCCCUAGGGGUGGAGUGAAGGUGUGAUACUGUCUCACACUGUCCAGUCAGCCCAGCCUACCUCCUCCCUGGAUGACUGCAGACUUCAUUCCAACGCCUGGAAGAGGCAUGAAGCACUUACAUUGAGAUCUGCAGUACAGUUGGAAACUGUGCAUUGUUGGAGCUGGAAAGACAGGCUGUUAACUUUUCCCAUUACACAGGUCUGCAGAGUAGAUUAACACAUGCUGGUCAGUAGAGGAGGCACGUUGGCUGAGGUGUGACGACAACCGGACUGCGCCAUGGAGAGCUGAUGGACUGUGGGGAUGCUGGGAAGACGUGGCGAGCACUGACGUUAUGCCACAGUGAUGCUUGGACUGCUCGGACGCACAGAGGGUCCAGCUGGACAUGGGACUGGGGGGAGGACUUCCUUACUCCAGUUCUAGUGCUGUGGCACAACAGAGCUCCAGGGUCUGGGUUCUGUUGUGUCCAAAGCCCUUGAUAAUUGUAUUGAAUUAUUGGGCUAAAUCACCAGCAGGUCACAGGUAGAGCAAUUAUAAACCCUGGAAAGGGUUAAACCAGGAUAGAUGAGAAGGCCCAGGGCCUGAUCCAGGAUCUAGCGGACCUGAAUCGUUUAAUGGCUGAGUCAAUUCAGAUGCAUGCAAUGAUUGGGGCUUUCCAAGAGCAGGCUGGAGUUCAGUGUACACAGCUCGGGGCCUGCUGGCCUGGUGCUGCAGUGCCACCGAUACGCCAGUACAAAGCAAAGGGAGAGAUGGAAGAAACAGCUUUGUAGCAUUCUGAUGUUUAGUGUCAGAGAUUGACCUGGUUAAAAUGGAGCUGUGGAUGUAAACUAACUAGAAGUUACUGUGAGUGUACAAAAUAUUUAGAUGGUUUUUUGCUUGAAACUGUGGUUAAUAAUUAAAAUGCUUCCCAUUUUUCAGUAUG